GAAUCACCGGAGCCCAGCAGAAGGUGCUGCAGAAGUUGGGGAAAACUGUAGAAACCAAAGAUGAGCGAUUUGAACAAAGUGCCAACAACUUCUACCAACAGCAGGCAGAAGGCCACAAGCUGUACAAGGACCUGAAGAACUUCCUUAGUGCUGUCAAAGUGAUGCACGAAAGUUCCAAGAAAGUGUCAGAAACCCUGCAGGAGAUCUACAGCAGCGAGUGGGACGGCCAUGAGGAGCUGAAGGCCAUCGUCGGGAAUAAUGAUCUCCUUUGGGAAGACUAUGAAGAGAAACUGGCUGACCAGGCUUUGAGGACCAUGGAAAACUACGUAGCCCAGUUCAGCGAGAUUAAGGAGAGAAUUGCCAAGCGGGGCCGGAAACUCGUGGACUAUGACAGUGCCCGACACCAUCUGGAGACGGUACAGAACACCAAGAAGAAAGAUGAGACCAAGACUGCCAAGGCAGAGGAAGAGUUCAACAAAGCCCAGGCUGUGUUUGAAGACCUGAACCAGGAACUACUGGAGGAGCUUCCGAUUCUUUAUAACAGUCGAAUUGGCUGUUACGUGACCAUCUUCCAAAACAUUUCCAACUUGAGGGAUGUCUUCUACAGGGAAAUGAGCAAGCUGAACCACAACCUCUACGAUGUGAUGAGCAAACUGGAGAAACAACAUUCCAACAAAGUCUUUGUGGUGAAGGGCCUAUCAAGCAGCAGCAGGCGUUCUCUGGUCAUUUCCCCUCCAGUUCGCACAUCCACGGUGUCCAGCCCUGUCACCUCACCAACCAGCCCCUCUGCGCUUUCCUUGAAGAGUGAGAGUGGGGCUCUCUCAGCAGCUGAAGAAGAGCUAGCACCUGAGGCAGCCCACGAAGAAGACACUCCUGAGGUCGAAGAAAAGCCUUUAGAAGACAAGGAAGUAGAGAAGAAAGGGUCUGAGGCAAGUUCCUCUGAAGAGGAAGAGCCUCUGCCAACCUGCAAUGGCCCAGCCCAGGCCUCUCCCGCCAUUGAGGAUGGCAAGUCCCAGGAGGAAGUUUUCCCUUGCUCUCCGACUCCAUCACCAAACAAAGCCUCGGUUCCCUCGGAGCUGCCAUCAUCUCACCCAGAAGUAGUCCUCCGAAGCCGCACCACCAGUGAGGGGUCUGAACAAGCAAAGAAGAAUCCCUCUGUCCAGAGGACCUCAGCACCCCCCAGCAGGCCACCUCCACCCAGAGCCACGCCCAGCCCCAGGCCCACCUCAGGGAGCAUGCCCCCUAGCCCUCCAGCCUCUGGAGGGGGGUCGCCUUCCAGCCCCAGGGCCUUCUCGGGGACCGGGACGCCAAGUCCUAGGGCCUCUUUAGAGGUCCCUCCUAAUCCAGAGCCACCAGAGAAGCCAGUCAGAACUCCUGAAGCCAGAGAAGAGGAAAACACCCACAAUCUGAGCUCAGAACUUUGCACCUCCCCCACCUCAGCCACCCCUCAGGUUGUUUCAGAGCCUAGAGAGGUAAAGAAAACGGAAGACAAGGAAGAGAACGAUAUGCUUACCUCAGCUGACUCCCCUGAGGGCCAAGACCUUCAGUUUCAAGUCUCUGCGGUUCCAGAAGAGAGUAAUCUCACAGCACCUGAGCCUCAAGAAGAGGCGCGGGUCCCGGCCUUCCGGCCCCCUCCUGACACCUGGCGGAUGGCCCCUCCCCAGCUCCGCGCCGUGGAGCCCCAGGACACCUGUUGUCGCGCUUUGGCGAAACUGGGUCCGCAGCUGCUUUGCCUGGCUUUGCUCCACCCUCCAGGCCAGGAGCCCCUGGGGAAGCCAGAAGAGGAAGUGCGACAAAGCCUCGGGGAACGCCGGCGCCAAGGGCUGACCCCGGAUCCCCGGCGUCUCUAG
Messenger RNA from Carlito syrichta (Philippine tarsier), 1850 nucleotides. It is a transcript of the gene BIN2, whose product is annotated as bridging integrator 2. NCBI's taxonomy places the organism in Eukaryota, Metazoa, Chordata, Mammalia, Primates, Tarsiidae. Gene Ontology annotation, biological process: phagocytosis, engulfment; podosome assembly; plasma membrane tubulation. Gene Ontology annotation, cellular component: phagocytic cup; cytoplasm; plasma membrane. The transcript has 15 exons. Gene Ontology annotation, molecular function: phospholipid binding; protein binding. The record is from RefSeq and is a predicted model, not a curated record. The coding region runs from base 162 to 1850 and encodes 562 amino acids.